Messenger RNA from Haliotis rufescens (red abalone), 5094 nucleotides. Its product is annotated as indole-3-acetaldehyde oxidase-like. The transcript has 35 exons. The record is from RefSeq and is a predicted model, not a curated record. The coding region runs from base 191 to 4039 and encodes 1282 amino acids. Gene Ontology annotation, molecular function: iron-sulfur cluster binding; oxidoreductase activity; iron ion binding. NCBI's taxonomy places the organism in Eukaryota, Metazoa, Mollusca, Gastropoda, Lepetellida, Haliotidae.
UACUAUGACUCAACACAAGUAGGCUGCUUGUGUAUGCACAGAGCGCGGAGUUUGUAGGUGGUGGAAUUUCUCCGUACUGCUUUGUCAACAUUUGGUUGAAGUUGUCGGUGUUUUAUACGGGUGAAUCUUUAAGAAAGGCUACGUACAUUGCAGCUAGAGGUCUUGACAGUACGCUCUCUGAAGUCCAAGGAUGCCUGUGAAAGGAAGGAACCAGGGUCAAGGGAACGUGGCUUGCACACCCGCCCGGUUCUUUAUAAACGGCAAGCAGCAUACAGUCCACGGCGAAUAUGACCCGACUACGUCCCUUAACGACUACAUCCGGGACACUGCAGGUCUACGGGGUACAAAGGUCAUGUGUCGAGAAGGAGGCUGUGGGUGCUGUGCUGUCAUGGUAACGCAGAAAGACGUCGCCAGUGGACAGGACUCAAGUUUCUCCAUCAACUCAUGCCUGUGUCCCCUGUACAGUGUAGACGGGUGGCAGAUCACCACGGUGGAAGGUAUCGGCAACAGGAAAGAUGGCUACCACCCCAUACAGGACAGGAUCGCCAAGUUCAAUGGAUCCCAAUGCGGGUACUGUACCCCGGGGAUGGUCAUGAACAUGUACGGGCUGCUGCACGACAACCCCACCCCCACCCAGCAGAACGUCGAGGACAAGUUUGACGGCAACAUCUGCCGCUGUACAGGUUACAGACCCAUCCUGGACGCCAUGAAGUCCUUCGCUGUUGACUCCUCCAUCCCGCAAUCCCAGUGUAUUGACAUAGAGGAUUUGAACAAGAAGCUGUGUCCUCGCACUGGCAUGGAGUGCGGCGCGGAUGGACUGCGGUUGUGUUUGGGCGAGCAGUCUUGGUACAGGCCAGAAACACUGAAGGCUAUGGCCGGCAUCGUGAUGGAGAACCAGGGAAAGAAGGUCCGCCUGUUGUACGGCAAUACUGCGUCAGGUGUAUACAAGGAUGACGGACCUUUCAGUGUGUACAUUGACCUGCAUCACAUCAAGGACCUGUACCAGAUCCAGGUUACAGACACCAGCAUGCAGUUCGGCGCCAACAUGUCCCUCUCCAAGCUGAUCGACACACUCGACCUCAAGAAGUCGGAGAAGGGGUACGCCUACUUCGGCGCUAUUGCCAGUCAUCUGAGGAAGAUAGGAAAUGUACUCCUUAGAAAUGCCGGCUCCUGGGCCGGUAACGUCAUGAUCAAACACGCCCACCCCGACUUUCCGUCCGACGUCUUCACCGUCAUGGAGGCCGCCGGGGCUCACAUCGCUGUUGUUGACUGCGCGGACGGUGUGGUCAAGUCCUACCCGCUCCUGUCACUCAUCACGGAAAUCGACAUGAAGAUCAAGCUCAUCGUGUCGCUGGAACUUUUUAAACAGGACGAGAAGUUCAAACUGAUAUCAUACAAGAUCAUGCCAAGAUCCCAGAACGCCCACGCCUAUGUCAAUGCAGGAUUCCAGAUCCAUGUGGAUGCGUGGAAAUUCAAAGUUGUCAAGAAACCGUCUCUUGUGUUCGGGGGCAUAAACCGGGAUCUGAUCCACGCUUACAAGACGGAGGCACUGUUGAACGGCAAGACGCUGACAGAUGGGGUCGUGUUGAGAAGUGCUCUGGACUGUCUCGCUUCUGAGUUGGAACCCACUGCCGACCGUGUGCUAGCCAGUGCUCAGUACCGUCGGAGCCUCGCUGUUAACCUCCUCUAUAAGUGUAUCUUGGAGCUGUGUGGAGCUAAACAUCAGACAAGAGUGUCCGGGCCUUUCUCCAUAGAGCGCCCUCUAUCGUCAGGAGUGCGAGAAUUCCAGGAGAAGAAGGCAGACUGGCCGCUCAAAGAACCCAUGCCGAAAUUGGCGUCCCAUGCGCAGGCAUCAGGCGAGGCGGAGUUCGUCAACGACAUCCCAUCGUCCACCCAGGAGUUGUGUGGUGCCUUCGUUGUGACGUCACAGGGACCGGCUACGAUACAAAACGUAGAUGCAUCAUGUGCCUUGCGUCUCCCCGGCGUCGUGGACUACAUCAGUGUCAAGGACAUCACCGGUGUCAACAACCACGUCGCUUCACUUUCAAUUGCUCCAUUGGCACCAGAAGAGCUGUUCUGCAGUGGAAAGGUUCUGUUUGCAGGACAACCCGUAGGACUUAUUCUCGCAGAGUCUCAAACAGCGGCCGACGAGGCGGCCAAGAAGGUGGCAAUUACUUACAGUGACACCAGGCCACCUAUCCUUACCCUCGAUGAAGCUAUUGAGAAAGAGAGUUUCUUCGCCAACCCCAUGGCUGAACACAGGCUAGGCGACCCGGAAACUGCUAUGAAGAAAUGCUCCAAGACGCUGAGCGGCAGGACACUGUCAGGUUCAAACUACCACUUCUACAUGGAGAACCAGGUGACGCUGUGUGUGCCAUCAGAGGAACGCUUGGAUGUCUACACCGCCACACAGUCGAGUGAACUGACCCAGGGGUCUGUCUCCAUGGUUACAGGACUACCCAUGAACAACGUCGUCGUUACCGUCCCCCGGGUAGGCGGAUCGUUUGGGGGCAAAGCCUUCUGCUCCAUCCCUGUAGCUGCUGCCGCCGCUGUUGCAGCACACAAGACCAAAAAACCAGUGAAAAUCUCCGUGAAUAUGUCGACCAACAUGAAGAUGUCUGGAAAGCGGUUCCAAGUCCUUGCCAAAUAUGACGUUGGGUUUGACGAGGCAGGUCGUGUCCACGUUGUCAGCAUGGACGUCUACUGCGACGGCGGCAGCUCCCCAAACGCAGCGUUGUUUUUCAGUGAAGUGAUGAUGUCGCUGGAUCAAGGCUACUACAUCCCCAACUGGAGAAUCAAGCUGGUAGCCUGCAGGACGGACAAGGCGGGGACCACCAUCAUGAGAGCGCCAGGGACUCUCCCAGCUGGUCUCCUCAUCGAGUCUGUGUUCGAGCACGUGGCCAAGCAUCUCAGCCGGAACGUCCUGGAGAUCAAGGAGCUGAAUCUCUACAAGGCUGGCCAGACUGACCUUCGUGGCCAUGAACUGACAUAUUGCACCUUGAGGAAACUAUGGACAGAUCUACAGCAGUGGGCGGAUGUUGCCAGACGCAAGAACGAGGUCAACAGUUUCAAUAAGGCUAACCAAUGGAAGAAACGUGGGUUGACGAUGACGCCGGUGAAGUAUGGGAUGUUGUACAUGGGGUCGGGCUUCACCGUCGACGUUGCCAUCUAUGCCCGAGACGGCACCGUUACUGUCGUCCAGGGAGGCGUUGAGAUGGGACAGGGAUUAUUCACCAAGGUUGCGCAAGCGGUGGCCAUGACAUUGGGCAUCCCCGUGAGCAAGGUGAAGGUCCUGCCUAACCAGUCUCACACAACAGCCAACAGCUUUUUGUCUGGGGGAAGCACAGCCAGUGAAAUAUCAGUCAUGUCUGCCCUGAAGUGUUGUGAGAUCCUGAAGGAGAGAAUGGCACCAGUCCGUGAAACCAACCCUGAUUCUGACUGGGAGGCACUGGUGAAAGCGUGUGACUUGGCGGGAAUAGAACUCACUGCAAAGCACAAAUCUGUCCCCAAGAAGAAGGACGGACCCGGGGAGUUCCACUACUUCACGUAUUGUGUGGGGGUGACGGAGGUGGAGUUGGACGUCCUCACCGGGGAGAACCAGGUCCGGAGGGUCGAUAUACUCUUCGACUGUGGAGAGAGCCUGAACCCUACUAUCGACAUUGGUCAGAUCGAAGGUGCCUAUGUGAUGGGGCUGGGAAACCUGCUGACAGAGAACAUCAUCUACGACCCGGAGACAGGAGCAGUGCUGACUGAUGGCACCUGGGAAUACAAGCCCCCCACCACUAAAGACAUCCCUGUGGACAUACGCAUCAGACUGUUGCCUGAUGCUCCUAAUCCCUACGGAGUUAAAGCAUCGAAGGCCUCCGGUGAGCCUCCUAUUGUCUUGGCUACCGGAGCACUGUACGCCUUGAAGCAGGCAAUGGAAGAGGCCAGGUUUGAUCUGACGUCAAACAAAGAGUUCCAGCCAACAGUGGCGCCGUACACGGUGGAGCGACUGAUGCUGGGGUGCGGUGUCCAUGUUGAUAAACUCGUGUUGUGAGGGAUGUCUCCGUCGGGGAAGUUUGAGGAUGAACAUGUUCACUAUAGCGGGGAUGUAUGCAACUACAUAUUACUAUUACUGUGUCUUGAACCAGAUAGGCACUCAGUAACAGAUUUCAUAUCCCGCACAGUUAACGUGCUAUCACAACACGAGAAUCGUGGAUAUUAACCCAUGAUCAUCGGAUCCUGUCACGACAAAGGGACGUAACUCUGCACAGAGACUUGCAGCGCCUUAGAUGAUUCAUUUGUUAAUACAUAUAUCAGACGAAAAUGAGUCUGAUAUUAACAUAAUUAUAUGUAUUUUUUUGCAUCGUGUUUGACAUUAGAUUUAUUAAGAAAAUGAAAUACGAUGUAGCAUAUUAUGUGCACAGAUCGUUGAUUCAACGGAAAUUCCAAUUUAUGAGACGUUUUGAAUAAAGGAUAAAACCUAGGAUGAUCAGAUGUUUCCUACAGCUCCUCUACACAUAAUUACAAUUUAGCCAUUCACAUCACCUUACGUUGCGUUGCCGCCACGUAUAUUAUGUACAGUAUACAUGCUAUUUUGGUGGAUCAAGGGAUGUCAAUUAUAAAACUGAACUUAAGAAAAUAGUGUAUUGAGUACACCCACAUCAUUCUCUUAAACUUGUCUUCAUUCCAUAAAACGAAACCCGUUAAUCGUUAAUCGGUCCUAAUUCACAGAUUUCCGGAUUAACGAAUCAAAAUGACCGAGAAGAUUUUAAUGUUCCUAACAGUAAAGCCCGAAAAACCAGGUUUCAGGACUAGCGAGUUUCCUCUGUACACUACCCUUGAUACUAUUAUUAGAAAAAGGACAAGGCCAACAGGAAAUGUUUUUAGGCUUUGGCGCGUCACUUAAUCCAGCCCAAGUCAUUUGUAUUGCCAAUGAAAGAUAAACUUUUCAAAUUCCUGCGUCAUAUUAUAGUAACCAGACUCUGUUUAAUUAUCUAUGCUUGACAACUGACUUUGUUUUAAAGAGUUCAAUAUGUGCCCAGUUGUGUUUGUUGGUAUGCUUGGUGGAAUAAAUAAAAAAAGAAUUCCUCACUCAUUGUUUUCAAUAAA